Molecule: messenger RNA, 746 nt
Organism: Hibiscus syriacus
Lineage: Eukaryota; Viridiplantae; Streptophyta; Magnoliopsida; Malvales; Malvaceae
Product: actin-related protein 2/3 complex subunit 4
Exons: 9
Coding region: 101-610 (169 amino acids)
Biological process (GO): Arp2/3 complex-mediated actin nucleation; actin filament polymerization
Cellular component (GO): actin cytoskeleton; Arp2/3 protein complex
Molecular function (GO): actin filament binding
Source: RefSeq, a predicted model, not a curated record
AAACAAACAAUUAGCGAAGCGAUAACGCCAAAGCCAACUGCUUAAAUCGUUCUUUUUAUCUCUCAGUUGCUUAAAUCCAGGGAUAAUCAAAAGAAGAAAAAUGGCAAACCCAUUGAAGCUGUAUUUGACUUGCGUAAGGAACACUCUUGAAGCUGCUAUGUGUCUCCAGAAUUUUCCUUGUCAAGAAGUUGAGAGGCAUAACAAGCCAGAAGUUGAACUAAAGACAAGCCCAGAACUUCUGCUAAAUCCUGUUUUGAUAUGUCGAAAUGAGGCUGAAAAAUGCUUAAUAGAAACAUCUAUCAAUUCACUAAGGAUAAGCCUCAAGGUAAAACAGGCUGAUGAACUUGAAAAUAUCCUAGCUAAAAAGUUUCUUAGGUUUUUGUCAAUGAGGGCAGAAGCAUUUCAAGUUUUGAGAAGAAAACCAGUACAGGGUUAUGACAUCAGUUUCCUUAUCACAAACUACCACUGUGAAGAUAUGCAGAAACAAAAGCUCAUCGAUUUUAUCGUGCAAUUCAUGGAGGAUAUCGAUAAAGAGAUAACUGAAUUGAAAAUGUCGGUAAGUACGCGAGGAAGGCUGGUGGCUACGGAGUUUUUAAAGCAGUUUCUUUAACCGAUUCGAUAUUAGUAUUAGUAUCAUAUCUGAAUGAAUAUGGGUUUCAUUGCCCACAAUUGUGAUCCCUUGUAGAUCAGUAGCCACUGUUAGGUAUUCUUGAUCAAACGAAGACAAUUUCAUCUUUAUAUAUGUA